Protopterus annectens (West African lungfish) is the source of this 3128-nucleotide messenger RNA. It is a transcript of the gene CNOT4, whose product is annotated as CCR4-NOT transcription complex subunit 4. Gene Ontology annotation, biological process: protein ubiquitination. The transcript has 11 exons. Bases 284 to 2188 code for a protein of 634 amino acids. NCBI's taxonomy places the organism in Eukaryota, Metazoa, Chordata, Ceratodontiformes, Protopteridae. Gene Ontology annotation, molecular function: RNA binding; ubiquitin-protein transferase activity; metal ion binding. The record is from RefSeq and is a predicted model, not a curated record. Gene Ontology annotation, cellular component: CCR4-NOT complex.
UUAGAUCCUUAGAGUUGUAUUCUAAUGUAAGAUGGUGGCUAACUAGUGGUGAAAACCACAAGAACCCUGAUAUAAUAGGAAAAACAGAGGACUUAAAAAGGCGCUAGUCCCAGGACACGGUCACCCAAAGGAUACAUGUAUUUGCACUCGCCUUAUUCUGUAUUCAUCUAAGCAACUGAUAAUUGCCCUGUGGAGCGGAGCAGUUUACUAGGGAUUCCUCCCUUUUCAACUCUACACUGGCUUUUUUCAUCUCUUAAGUUAUUGCGCACUGUGUCAGUGGAAGAUGUCUCGAAGCCCAGAUGUCAAGGAGGAUCCUGUGGAGUGCCCAUUGUGCAUGGAGCCCCUGGAAAUUGAUGACAUUAACUUCUUCCCUUGCACCUGCGGCUAUCAGAUUUGCCGAUUUUGCUGGCAUCGUAUCCGCACAGAUGAAAAUGGACUUUGUCCAGCCUGUAGGAAGCCAUACCCAGAAAACCCAGCAAUAUAUAAACCUCUAUCACAAGAAGAGCUUCAGAGAAUAAAAAAUGAAAAAAAGCAGAAACAGAAUGAAAGAAAACAGAAAAUUUCAGAAAACCGCAAACAUUUGGCUAGUGUGCGGGUAGUACAGAAGAAUCUUGUUUUUGUAGUUGGGCUCUCUCAGCGCUUGGCAGACCCAGAGGUUUUAAAACGGCCAGAAUACUUUGGGAAGUUCGGCAAAAUACACAAAGUAGUAAUAAACAAUAGUACAUCAUAUGCAGGCUCACAGGGUCCAAGUGCAAGUGCGUAUGUCACAUAUAUCCGUUCAGAAGAUGCACUUAGAGCAAUACAGUGUGUCAACAAUGUCGUAGUUGAUGGCAGAACACUUAAGGCUUCUUUAGGUACAACAAAAUAUUGUAGUUAUUUUCUAAAGAACAUGCAAUGUCCAAAGCCAGACUGUAUGUAUUUACAUGAAUUGGGGGAUGAGGCAGCCAGCUUCACAAAAGAAGAGAUGCAGGCUGGCAAACACCAAGAAUAUGAGCAGAAGUUGCUUCAUGAGUUAUACAAACUUAAUCCAAAUUUCCUCCAGCCAUCCACGGGUACUGUUGACAAAAAUAAGAACAAAGUGAAUGCACUACAGAGCUUGGGUGACAAACUUCCAGAAUCACACAGUAUAGGCAACGGUGAAAACUCACACCAGAUUUCAGUCAGUGAAACACCGUCACCACCUCCAGGUUUAUCAAAGCCCAGCACAGGCGUUCCCAGCAGUUCAUCGAAUCACAACACCCGGUCGCCAUUUGAGGGAGCAGCAUCAGAGUCACAGUCACUUUUUUCAGACAACUUUCGACAUCCCAACCCUAUCCCCAGUGGGCUCCCACCAUUUCCCAACUCCCCACAGAGUUCAAGUGAUUGGCCCACAGCACCGGAGCCGCAGAGUCUAUUCACAUCAGAAACAAUACCAGUAGCAUCUUCUACAGACUGGCAAGCCGCAUUUGGGUUUGGUUCUUCCAAGCAGCAAGAAGAUGACUUGGGCUUUGACCCAUUUGACAUAACUCGUAAAGCAUUGGCAGACUUGAUAGAAAAAGAACUGUCAGUCCAGGAUCAGCCAGCACUUUCCCCAGCAUCUCAUCAGAAUCCUCCCUCACACAAAGGAUCCGGUUCUGGGUUCAUGCACAUCACAACUCCUAAUAAUGCCAAUUCUAUAGGCAGUACAUUUCCUGUCUUACCACAGAGGUUUCCGCAGUUCCAGCACAGAGCAGUUUAUAACUCCUUCAGUUUUCCUGGCCAGACAGCCCGCUAUCCUUGGAUGACUUUUCCCCGUAAUAACAUCAUGCACUUGAACCACACAGCAAACCCCACGUCAAAUAGCAAUUUUUUGGACUUGAAUCUACCAACACAGCACAGCACGGGUCUUGGAGGGAUCCCUAUGUCAGGUAUUCCAUCCUCCACAGCCAACACCUUAGAGUCUCUACAAGAUGACAAUCCUCCACAUUGGUUGAAAUCUCUCCAAGCACUCACAGAGAUGGACGGCCCCAACACAGGUUCCUCUCAGACCCAGCACAGUAACCUGUUCAGCACACAAGUACCUAUUCACAGAGCCAGCUGGAGUCCCUACCCACCCCACUCGAAUCCCGCCAGCUUUCAGUCUCCUCCCCCAGGCUUUCAGACCGCUUUCAGACCCCCAAACAAAGCCCCCACAGAUCUACUACAGAGCUCAGCACUGGACCGUCAUUAGAGAAGAAUGGAACAUGCAGGAAAAUGUCAUCUCUUCUCUAGUCUUUCUAAAUAAUUCAGUUUAUGAUCAAACCCCAGAUGCAAUGCAGUCACAGGGUUGUGAUGGCCUCCUAAUAUAAUGUUUUCUGCUUAACCAGUUUUGACAGCACACUUUUAAUUUUCUAAAAUAUCCAAAUGCAUUGCAGAGGCUUAAGAAAUAAUACCAGUUUGCAUACACUUGAUUUAAUCUGCUUAUCUGAAAACAGUAAUUACUAUAUAUUAUGCAGAAUAAAGAUAAUCGAAGAACAUAGGAAAAUAGCAAAAGUGAGCCAAAGUGGAAUUCUGACGUGCAGUUAAGGCAGUGGAGAAUAGUAACCUGGCAGUGAGUUGCAGUUAGCAUCACUGUCAAGCAAUGCUACAGGAGUUUUGUGCUAGCAAGAGCUGGGUAUGCAGAGUGGGUUAAGCAGAAAUUUAUUUAGAAUUAAGGGCAUGUAGCUAAAGAGUGAUGUUAAGACAGGAAGUGAUUUUUUUAUUUUGGCUUUAGAUUAAAAUAAAAUAAAUGUUUUAAAAGCAUUCACUGGCUUAAUACCUAGUGUAUACAUAAUUGUAAACUGCUGAAACACAAGCGAUACUUGUGUGUUUGUGUGUGUCUUUCUCUCUUUCUCCCCCUCCCCCUCUUAUUCACACUUUCUCUUUAAAGCCUGUCUGCAAAUUCACCAGAAUAAGGCACUCUGGGAUAGCACUGCAUUGGGGCCACAUGAUCACCAUCAAGAGAGAACCUUAGACUUCUGCCUGCAGCUUUUCACUAAACUUUGUAGUAUCUGGACAUUUGUGCAGUAUUGGAAAGGUGACAAAGCAAACAUGAUUAUAACUUGAUGCUAAAAGAAACUAUAACAAGGAAAUGUACUGCUCUUACUCUUCAGAAUUGGAACUAAAAAUCUUAAAUAAAAGAAAAAACUUGA